Mercenaria mercenaria is the source of this 2577-nucleotide messenger RNA. Its product is annotated as neuronal acetylcholine receptor subunit beta-3-like. Bases 856 to 2217 code for a protein of 453 amino acids. Gene Ontology annotation, biological process: chemical synaptic transmission; signal transduction; regulation of membrane potential. The record is from RefSeq and is a predicted model, not a curated record. The transcript has 9 exons. Lineage: Eukaryota; Metazoa; Mollusca; Bivalvia; Venerida; Veneridae. Gene Ontology annotation, molecular function: transmembrane signaling receptor activity; acetylcholine-gated monoatomic cation-selective channel activity. Gene Ontology annotation, cellular component: synapse; postsynaptic membrane; neuron projection.
AAGCUUGGACGAAGUAUUUUGGACGAAGUACUAAAUAUUAGGAAAAAAAUCUUCGCAUCAGAACUGGAUAAUUUUCUGAAGAUGGUAUCUUUUCUCUCAGUAUAAAAGUGCCAAACGAUCAAUCCGGAGGUCGCUGGUUUUAACACUAGUCGGGACAGGACCGCAAAUCUCGAGAAAAAACAAAUCUCGAGAAAACAGUAGAUCUUUCUUGGAAACAGACGUGGUCUCGCGUGUGGAAAUAAAUAAUAUGUUGCUUUCUUCAAAUUUUGGCAAAUUACAUCUGUGUCAAAUUAUAAAACAACUACUUAGCGGGCAAAUGUGCCAUAAAAUAUUAAAAUUCCCUCUAUAUCUGAUAUGUUUAUUGUAAAAGCUGGGAAGUAGAAUAUUGCCCUCACUACUGAAAAACUGUAUCAUGUAAUCAUCAGCAUUUUCAAUCGAUCUAUGGCACUUGUUCCAAGUGCGUCUGGUAUAUAGAAUAUCUGGUAUAAGUGAACAGGAAGUUUGGAUGAAAUACAGAAAACGUGAAAAACGCUUCCUAUAAUACGCGUGUGACUAUAUAAAACUCACAAUCGGUUGAAAUAUUAACACAGUGUGAAAAGGGCACUUUAAACAUUGUUUACCUAGUGAAUGUUUAUUAACUCUUAAGUGAAAGUUGCUAAUUGGCAAUUUAUUAGCGAAAACAGGAAAUGCAGAACUAGUGAAACCAGUGUUUUGUUGUUCUUCAUAUUUUGGACUUUAAACCAACACAUGUAUACGUAUACUGUAAACUGAAUAAAAGUUAAUUUAUGAUGGAUGUUGGCUCAGAUCAUUUUAAGUAAAUUUUUUUAGAUGAUAUUCAUUUUGCAUAGAUAAAAAAUGAAGUUGUUAUUUCUAACGUUGAUGUUUGAACUAUUCCAAAUGGUGAAAGGUGUUCCAAGAGGCAAUAACUUAGGUUCAACUGAAACACUCGCUGAUGUGCACACCAAGCUGUUGCAGACAAUUCUGAAGGGAUACGACAAAAGAAUCGUUCCACAGAUAAACGACAGCAUUCCAGUCAGUCUUUCCAUUGGAAUCAGGCUGAUUGAUCUGGUUGACCUCUUCGAGCAUGAAGAAAUCAUGGAAACCAGAGUUUAUAUUCAACAACUUUGGACGGAUUUCCGGUUGAGUUGGGACCCAUCCAGGUUUAAGCGUAUACAUGUUAUCAAUAUCCCAGUUGAAGAACUGUGGCAACCGGAUGUCUCGCUGUUCAAUAAUGCCGAGAUACAAUUAGAAACCAUGAACACGCUGGCAAUAGUGUUCAGUAACGGUCACGUGUUUUACUCACCGAAAGCACGUAUCAGAACACGUUGUCAAAUGGAUAUGACAUCGUUUCCAUACGACCAACAGUUUUGCUCAAUCAAAUUUGGAUCAUAUACUUACGAUGGAAACAAAAUCAACCUCACUAUGUAUCACGAAAACAGUACAUUCGAUCUGUCAGAAUACUCAGUGAACAAGGAAUGGCAUUUAACAGCUUCACCGGCCACAAUUUUCACCAAAAGAUACGAUUGCUGCCCGGAACCAUAUCAGCAUAUUCAGUUUAACCUAAAUUUACAGCGUAAAGCAGUCUACUAUACGCACGUGUUUAUUUUACCGGCAGUAGUAGUAGCAAUUCUAGUACCAUUCCAGUUCCUUUUGCCGCCAGACUGCAGGGAGCGGCUCACGAUUGGGUCUACAUUGAUGUUAGGAAUUGUAGUCCUUAUUGCUAUGAUUCAGAACUUUCUGCCGGAAGCUCAUCCUAAUCUACCUUAUUUAGUGCAAUAUUACUGCCUGACGAUGAUAUGGUUUGCUAUAUCUAUGGUACUGUCCAUCUGGGCUAUAAAUACACAAAAUAGGGGUCCAAGAAAACGAAAGGUCCCUGGAAUAAUCAGACAGCUGUUUUUGAAGACGCUGAAGAAGAUAGUGUGUGUGAAUGAAGACAGCUACCAUCCCUUAGAUGACACAGAAACAAUUUCCUUUAAAAGCAUUGACAAACAGACAGUUACAAAUUCUGCUGAUGGUAAACACGACGGGAAUAAACUGGAAAGAGACGUUGAUGAGAUAUUGAAGCAAGUGAACGUGCUUGUUGUACGGAGUGUGAUAGCAGAAUCUCGGAGAAAUGUGAGGACUGAGUGGUACCAAGUAGUUCUCGUGUUCGACAGAAUUAUGUGUCUUCUGUUUCUGUUGGUGUUUGUUGUGUAUAGCUGUGUUCUACUGGGUUAGAGCAUACUAUGGGACAUGGAAAUUAAGAAUGUGUGUUUGUGUUCUAGUGAAUGCAAAGGACAGAAAUUACCCCUGUUCAACAUGUAUCUCGAUAUUUGGAUGCCGCUUUCAAUAUGUUCCAGAAGUGCUCCAGAGAGAAGCAGAAUUUGGCGCUCUAUGUAAAAUAAUUAAGUGGUCUUUUAUUAAACAUAGAUUGGAUACAAGUCUCAGAUCUUAAAUGUUGAAAGUGGGAUUCAAACCUAGUGUUGACAGAAUUUCUUAAUAGUUGAGCAAAUUCAGAUAACAGUAUUGGUGUUCAAAGGAGUUAUAUUCUCUCAUUGUUUCAAUUUCGUAUAAAUAAAAUAUGACAAUGUUGAAUGA